Sebastes umbrosus (honeycomb rockfish) is the source of this 2041-nucleotide messenger RNA. RefSeq names its product selectin P ligand (gene selplg). Gene Ontology annotation, cellular component: plasma membrane. The annotation marks the transcript as partial. The transcript has a single exon. Gene Ontology annotation, biological process: hemopoiesis; leukocyte tethering or rolling. NCBI's taxonomy places the organism in Eukaryota, Metazoa, Chordata, Actinopteri, Perciformes, Sebastidae. The record is from RefSeq and is a predicted model, not a curated record.
UCAGCUGUUACUACAACUGCAACGACAGCUAACCCCACCUCUGGGGCUGCAUCUGUGGUUGACUCCACAAGAAGUGUGACAUCCACCACCAGUGCUGAGAUUUUGUCUCCGUCUCAGCCCGUUUCUGGGACUAGAACCCCCGUUUCCACAUCGCAGUUUCCUGACACAGCAGGCUCCACUGCUGAGGCCCCCACCAUCUCAUUCUCAACCGAUUCUCCCAUCACCACCACCAAUGUCUCAACCACCACCAAUGUCUCCACCACCGAUGUCCCUACCACCACCAAUGUUCCCAUCACCACCACCAAUGUCCCCAUCACCACCACCAAUGUCUCCACCACCGAUGUCUCUACCACCACCAAUGUUCCCAUCACCACCACCAAUGUCCCCAUCACCACCACCAAUGUCUCCACCACCAAUGUCCCUACCACCACCAAUGUCUCCACCAUCACCAAUGUCUUCACCAUCACCAAUGUCUCCACCACCACCAAUGUCUCCACCACCACCAAUGUCUCCACCACCAAUGUCCCUACCACCACCACCAAUGUCCCUACCACCACCACCAAUGUCUCCACCAUCACCGAUGUCUCCGCCAGCGAUGUCUCCUCCACCACUACCAAUGUCUCCACCACCAAUGUCCCCACCACCACCACCACCAAUGUCUCCACCACCACCAAUGACUCCACCAGUCCUGCAGUGAUCUUGAUCCCGGAUGUGCCAACCACCAAAUCAACUCCAGCGACCACAACAGCACCUGGUGGAGUCUCAAAGAGCCCAGCCAGCACUGAGGUCCAACCCUGCUCCACCCGGGGCGUGGUGAGGCACUGCCUCAUCGCCAUCGCCUCCCUGGCCGCGUUGGCCACCGUCUUCAUGGUCUGCACCGUCGUCCUCUGCACCAAGCUGUCAAAAAGGAAGUACAAGGUCAGGAACCCUCAGCCGGCCACCGAGAUGAUGUGCAUCUCGGCCCUGCUGCCCGAAAGGAGUCACACCGCCUACUACUCAAGACAACGCAAUCCGGUCAGUAACGGAGUCUUGGUGAUGCACGGCGGUGCAGACAGCGACGAGGACGGAGAAGAUAACCUCACUCUCAGCAGCUUCCUUCCAGAAAACGACCGCUAUGUUUAGAGGGGAUUAAUAUUUUUGUUAUCAGAUUGGACCGAUCUGUCUGAUGUCAGUGACGCGGAAACAGUUUCCGUUUGAAUAGACUUCCCGUUUGAUGUCGGCGGUUUGGCUUCGCUGCACACCCUAUUUCUGUGGAGGAAGAGACAUAGAGACCACAAACACAAACAAAACCAAAACUGUUUCGUGUUCAUGUACCAUUAACUGUAUCUGGCGUUUGGUGUGGUCAGGUCAUCAAAUGUGUAUUUUUAGGCAAGACUUUUUGCAUUCUUUUACACUUGCCCUCCACAACAGACUUGAAGUCAGGAUGAGGAGAGCGAUCAAAGACAUUUGUUUUUUGAACAUCCUGAGCUGAGCCCCGAUGGUAUUUCACUUAGCGACGGGAGACAGGAAGGCUUGUUUUAUCAAGGGAUUAGGGUUCUUCACAGACGCUGUUCAGUUUACAACAAAGUGCUAUUCUGGAAGCACUGAGGCUUCAUUGUAUGAACGCUGUAAUUUGAUUAAUGGUAAACUGUAUGUGACUCUGUUUAUAUGGGUGUAGGGAUGCAGCUUCUGUAUUGUGAUAAUUUAUUGAACUAAUGUCUUAUUUAACGCUUUGGUAACUCUGUAUUUUACGGUUCUGUAAUUGCCCUAAUCGUUUUUAUUUAGUACUAAUUUUAGGGACGAUGAAGACAAAGUUCAGAGACUAUUGUUGAUUUACAGAGGAAUUUCCUUAAAGGAACAGUGUGUAACAUUUCGGGGGAUCUAUUAGCAGAAAUGGAUAUGUAAGGGAUAACGUACAGCGAGUCACUGUUGAGAAAGCGGUGGCCGCUAGCUGUACAUUAUCCCGCUUUAUUACACGGCUACUUACUUAAGAAAUCAAUACUUUGACACAAAAAUGGUCCUCCAUCCAGUCCGACAUCAGAACUGCGUCCAUAGCAACGGU